Gongylonema pulchrum is the source of this 495-nucleotide messenger RNA. NCBI's taxonomy places the organism in Eukaryota, Metazoa, Nematoda, Chromadorea, Rhabditida, Gongylonematidae. The record is from the annotation of a GenBank genome assembly.
AUGAAUGCCCAGCCGAGUGGUUUGUUCGGUCAUCAGCACGAUCCGGAACGUUUCGCAUCCGCUCUUUCACACAUCGAAAAUAAAGCGCUUGAUUCACUCAACCAUGUACGAAAGCAAAGGCGCUUCAUCCAUUUUGCGGUAAAAUUAUGUGUCAUGGUUUUCAGGCCAGAUAUGUUGGACAAAUUUUCUUCGCUUGCAAGCGCAAUGACUCAGCUACAGUUUAUAUUGAAAAAAUCAGCCCUGCCUUCUGGAUUCGAAGACUACGGUUUCUUCCUGAGGACACAUGUGCUUGUGCCCCAUUAUCUGUCCAAUGAGAUCGACCCUCGUCUUCAGCAAGCAACAUCAAAUCGACUUCAGUGCUGGAACCAUGACGCUGCUCCAGAAUACUUACGCACUAAGUUGACUCUUGAAAUGGAAGCCGACGAAGCACACAUUGAUAAUGAAAAGAAUACUCGAACAUUCGAUCAGGUUGUAUCUAAGCUAUCUUUUUUGUGA